AUGACUGUUGAAGGUUCAGGUACACCUACUACCGGCAAGAAGGCCAAAGCUGAGGUCCCCAGCAAGGAAGCUGCCAUGUGCGCUGACUGCCAGGAGGUCACGGCUACCGAGAAGGCCGGGAAAGGUACACCUACUACCGGCAAGAAGGCCAAAGCUGAGGUCCCCAGCAAGGAAGCUGCCAUGUGCGCUGACUGCCAGGAGGUCACGGCUACCGAGAAGGCCAGGAAAGGUACACCUACUACCGGCAAGAAGGCCAAAGCUGAGGUCCCCAGCAAGGAAGCUGCCAUGUGCGCUGACUGCCAGGAGGUCACGGCUACCGAGAAGGCCGGGAAAGGUACACCUACUACCGGCAAGAAGGCCAAAGCUGAGGUCCCCAGCAAGGAAGCUGCCAUGUGCGCUGACUGCCAGGAGGUCACGGCUACCGAGAAGGCCAGGAAAGGUACACCUACUACCGACAAGAAGGCCAAAGCUGAGGUCCCCAGCAAGGAAGCUGCCAUGUGCGCUGACUGCCAGGAGGUCACGGCUACCGAGAAGGCCGGGAAAGGUACACCUACUACCGGCAAGAAGGCCAAAGCUGAGGUCCCCAGCAAGGAAGCUGCCAUGUGCGCUGACUGCCAGGAGGUCACGGCUACCGAGAAGGCCGGGAAAGACGAGAAUGAUGCUAUCAUUUGCAUGGACAAGAUGUACCGGGACGCAGCCGCGGCAGAGGCAGCGGUAGCAGUAGUUCCCGCCAAGGAGGACAGAGGAAAGAAGAAGGGUAGCAAGGACGCUGGCAAGGCAUCCGGGAAGCGUACUUCUUUGGAGUGUGCUGCGCCUGUCGAAGACUUGCCGGAGAGCUCCAACGGCAAGAGAUCCAAGGUCACAACACCCAAGGAGGUAAUCGAGCACCAGCUUGCUGUCUACCCACACGCCCGACCUGUCAAGCAGAGAGUCCGCAAGCAGGCCUUGGAGAGGCAGCAGUUUAUUACGGGAGAGAUCAAGAAACUUGAAGCAGCUGGUUUGGUCAGAGGAGUGUUACAUCCCACAUGGUUGGCAAUUCCAGUGGUAGUCCGGAAGGCUAACAGGAAGUGGAGGCUGUAG
Messenger RNA from Aegilops tauschii subsp. strangulata, 1080 nucleotides. The record is from RefSeq and is a predicted model, not a curated record. NCBI's taxonomy places the organism in Eukaryota, Viridiplantae, Streptophyta, Magnoliopsida, Poales, Poaceae.